AUGCUCGCAUCUGAUUGGUCCAUAGAAUGUAAUGAAGCAGUGGGUAUCCAAUCAGGAGACGUCGACGAUAAAGACAUCACAGUUAGCAGCAAACGUAAAGAUUUCAACAUCCUCGAUGCAUGGUGUCCAGCAACUAUCGACAGAAAACAAUAUUUCCAAGUCAACUUGGGUUUUAAGACAAAGAUAACCAAAGUGAGCACGCAGGGAAGGCUGGGAAAUCUGGACAGACACGUCAAGUCGUAUAGAUUGUACUACAGUACGGACGGCCAUGAUUGGAAAGUUUAUCAGACUGAUGGUGGGGAUAAG
This is a messenger RNA of Paramuricea clavata, 306 nucleotides long. NCBI's taxonomy places the organism in Eukaryota, Metazoa, Cnidaria, Anthozoa, Malacalcyonacea, Plexauridae. The record is from the annotation of a GenBank genome assembly.